AUUUAAAAAAAAAUAUUUAUGAUGAAUGAUUUUUUACAUGAAAUUUUAAAAUCAUUAAUUACAAAUUGGAAGCAAUAAAUGACAAGAAAUUCAUAUCAUUAGCACCACUGCUUUUAUUGAAUUUAAAUACAGAGUGACGGUUAAUACAACCUACAAUUGUAAAUCUUGCGUGGAGGGGAAAAUUUUGGAGAGUUUUUAACACAAUUUAAAAGUUUCUCUUGGUAGCCUGUCCCCUUCUUCAUGGCAGAGAGAGAGAGAGAGAGAUGGACUAGAACAUCUGCGUUGGGUGGAAUCGGACUGCCUAUAUAAUUGUAAGAACUCAGAAACGUUGACCCACACACAAUCACAAUUCGUUCUGGGGUCUCUAUCAACAGGCCAGCCCUGGUGAUUUGAACUUGGAUAAGACAGCUCACCCCUACCACCCUCCCUGCCAUCAUACAAUUUCACUCUUCACUCUCACCCUCUCCCUCUGUCUCUCUCUGCACUGUUGUGUUUUCUUGCAACCACCCCAAAACGCAGGAGGCAAGAAUGAGGUCAGAGACGUAAGCUCGGUCGCAGUCGCAGCUCACAAAAUCACAAAUCUCAAUUCAUUUCUGAGAAGCGGCAGCGAAGCAAGGUCCUUCGCCCCAAGGGCCAGCCCCCCCCCCCCCCUAGCCUACCCAUCACACUCUGUUCUAAUUUCAAUCACUGGACUGCUCUGCUGUGGUCUGCGCAACUGCGAGCGCCGAAUGAGGCUGGCUUUGGAUAGGGUUACGGAAAUAUGUGAGAUUUGUCAGAGCAGUCCAUUCUCUGAAUCUCUCCUACUUUUCCCAUCAAACAGCACUGCAGGCUUCGCCAAUUUUGAUCAGAGUAGAAUUUUAUUAUUAUUUUUGCCUUCAAUAAUUAUGUGGCUGUUCGGGAAAAUGAUUCGUUUCCAGCUGUGAACUAUAGCAGGAAACAUGGUUUGAUGACGAUUGGGUUCUGGGUCAGCUCACCUCACUGCCUCCAAAAUGCCUCCUUGGUUUAUCGUGUUUCUGUGGAGGUCUGGAUAUAUCUGCGCAACCCACCUUUCAUACUUCAAUCAACACUCUCAGAUGUUGCAGGUGCACCAGUGGAGGCCUUCCUCGAAAUCUGUGAGCUUUGAAAGGUAUAAUCUUGGCCUUUCUGUUCUGCUUAUUUUGUCAUCGUUAGUUCUUGGGAUUGGGCCGAGGAGACUCUGUUUUUGAGAAAAUUGUGAAAGCCCUCUGCUUGUUUUGGAGGUAAUAGAAACACAGCCAAGGUAGAUUCCUGACUCCCGAGAAAAAAAAAAUUUACAAAAGAAGUAGAAGAGUACCCAUUUUUUCUUUCAUCUAUAUAAGUAAUAGGAAGUGGCUGUGUGGUUGAAGGCUUAAAGCUUUUCUUUUGGGUCUUUUGCUUGAACACGCAUUUGGGUUUUGGGGGUUUUGGAGCAAUCGACCAUGGCAAAUAGGUAUGCUGUGAUUGAUGAGGAUUUUGAAGAAUCAGAUGUUUGGGCUGCUGUAAAGAAUGAGAGAGAAGAUCCAAGUUCCAAGAUCAUGAGGAAUUUCAAAGACUAUUUUGGGUCAUCAUCAUCAUCAUCUUCUUCUUCUGCAUGGACAAAACCCACUGCUCCAAGAAAGGUCCCCAGAGCUAACAAUCCAAGUAGUCAUGGAGCCAAGGUGGUUCAGCAAUCAUCAGUUCCAGUGGAGAUACCUGACUGGUCAAAGAUUUAUGGGAAAAAAUCUUCGAAGGGCUCCAGGGAUGGUUCUCACUCUCUUGAAGGGGGUGAAACCAGUGACUGUGUUGCUUAUCAUGAUGACGAGGAUGAUGAUGAUGGUGGUGAGGAUGAAGAAAUGGUCCCCCCACAUGAAUGGAUUGCCAGGAAGCUGGCAAGGAAUCAGAUUUCUUCGUUCUCUGUGUGUGAAGGGGUUGGAAGGACACUAAAAGGAAGAGACCUUCGCAAAGUGAGGAAUGCCAUUUUAACUAAGACUGGUUUCCUGGAAUAAUGUUUCCUUCAUCUUCACAGCACAACCAGCCUUCUGCAGCCACCACCACCAUCAUCAGCACCAUCAUCAUCUUCAUCAAAAUCAGACCAUUAGUCAUCAUUGUCUCGCAUGGGUCCCAUGUAAACCUUUAUUCUUAUUACUUUAUUAUUAGUUAACAGCAUCUUUGGGAGUGGGUCGAGACUGCCUUUUUUGUCUUAUUUUUUGGCUGCAAUGGCAGUCGAGAUUUUGUCUGGAAAGAUUUUGGUUUUGGUAAUGAAAUGGCCAUGCUUGAGGUUAUAUGAAAAGGGUUUAGUUGA
Malania oleifera is the source of this 2278-nucleotide messenger RNA. Its product is annotated as protein S40-7-like. The record is from RefSeq and is a predicted model, not a curated record. NCBI's taxonomy places the organism in Eukaryota, Viridiplantae, Streptophyta, Magnoliopsida, Santalales, Ximeniaceae. The transcript is spliced from 2 exons. Bases 1437 to 1982 code for a protein of 181 amino acids.